Lachancea meyersii CBS 8951 is the source of this 468-nucleotide messenger RNA. The record is from the annotation of a GenBank genome assembly. Lineage: Eukaryota; Fungi; Ascomycota; Saccharomycetes; Saccharomycetales; Saccharomycetaceae.
AUGUCUGAAAAGCUCUUACAAGAGUUCUUAAGCCAGGGAUUGCUCACAAGCUCGUUGCCUCAGGCACAAUUCAUCGCCUUGAUCUCAGCAUCAAACGAGGGUAUACCUCGUGAACAAUUGGUUACGGUGUAUGAACAGCUCAAGACAUAUGAACAGGAACUUCUUGGAAGUACCAAAAGCAGGGCGCGACAGUUUUUACACGAAGUAAGAUCUAACUCGAAAAAUAUUGUAGAAGCCACUCAAAUGAAAAGCACAGUGUCAGUAGAGGCUCUUGUGAACUCUCUGUACUCAGCGCAUCAGCUUCUCGACGAAAAAGCCACCCAGCUCAACUCUGAUAUCGAUUCUCAUAUGGCAAAGCUUCAUACCAUUAAGGAGCAAAUGAAGCCCUUGCAAACUCCAGCAGCAAUUGACCCUAUUCUCGGCAAUCUAAGAUACUUACUUACGCAAGCAGAAGUCCUUCAAGAUUAA